Molecule: messenger RNA, 1158 nt
Organism: Trichogramma pretiosum
Lineage: Eukaryota; Metazoa; Arthropoda; Insecta; Hymenoptera; Trichogrammatidae
Exons: 6
Coding region: 1-1158 (385 amino acids)
Biological process (GO): detection of chemical stimulus involved in sensory perception of smell; sensory perception of smell
Cellular component (GO): plasma membrane
Molecular function (GO): odorant binding; olfactory receptor activity
Source: RefSeq, a predicted model, not a curated record
AUGACGAAAGAUCCACGAGCAAGCGAUAUUCAACAUUUCGAAUGGGCGUUCGGCCUGAAUCGUUUCGUCUUCGGUCUAAUGGGCGUGUGGCCGAAAAAACGGCCCAACGACGACAGCAACAGCAACAGCUCGUUCAUGUCCACGAACGUCCUCGUGAUUCCCGGCAUGAUCGUCCUGCUGGUGGGGGGCCUGAUCGCGCCGCAGAUGUACGCCCUCAGCAGGAUCUACGACGACUUCACCCUCGUCAUCGAUAAUCUCACCACCGUCAAUCCGUGCGUCUGUGCCGUCAUGAUGCUCUACUUUCUCUGGUCGAAUCGCGACUCGGUUGCAAGGAUCACCAAGAUCAUCGAGCUCGACUGGCUGCGCGACGUCCAACGAAGCCCCGGCGAGCGCCUCACGAUGCUGCGCUACGCCGGCUACGGGCGCACCUUCACGCUCUCGGGCUGCUUCAUCACGAUCUUCGCCGUGCUCUGCUUCGUCGUCACCCCCUUUCUCGGUCUCAGCUUCCGGCUGAUCAACAAUCGCACGGACCAGGUCGGCCGGCGCAGGAUUCAUCUGCCCCUGCAGUCGGUCUAUCCGGGCGAUUACCUGCGGUCGCCCUACUACGAGCUGUGCUACGCCGCGCAGAUGCUCGGCGGCUGCAUCGUCGGCAUGACGAUCGCGGCGACGGACAACUUUUUCGCCGCGCUGACGUUUCACGCGAGCGCCCGAUGCCGAGUGCUGGCCGAGAGGAUGGCCGGCCUCGCGCUCAUCGGGAUCGCCCGGGAGGAGGAAUUUUUUCGUGCUUUGGGAGCGUCGAUACGCGAGCACGUGAGAAUCAUAAGACUCGUGCGGACGAUCGAGAGGAUCUUCAACCAAUUGCUCCUGACGAAGCUCAUCUGCAUGCCACUCGUCGUCUGCUUCGUGGGACUCGAACUGAUAGGCUCGUUUGGCAGCGAGAGCAUCCGAUUGACGACGCUGUUCGCUCAGGUCGGGGCUCUGGUCACGAUGGUGUUUCACGCGUUAAUCGACUGCGUCGCCUGCGAAGUACUCAUGAAGUACGAACAUCAGCCAAGCCGUUUACGAUUCCGCGUGGUACGAUUUACCCGCGCGCUAUGCGAAAUGCUUCAUUCCGAUUCUCAUACAGCUCAAGUAUCCGCUGAGACUUACGGCUGGUAA